Molecule: messenger RNA, 2533 nt
Organism: Bombus pyrosoma
Lineage: Eukaryota; Metazoa; Arthropoda; Insecta; Hymenoptera; Apidae
Exons: 3
Coding region: 259-2079 (606 amino acids)
Biological process (GO): regulation of mitotic cell cycle; kinetochore assembly; mitotic spindle organization
Cellular component (GO): nucleus; cytoplasm; spindle pole centrosome
Molecular function (GO): microtubule binding
Source: RefSeq, a predicted model, not a curated record
UAUUGUUAUGUUUAUACGACCGUGCUGAGUGCCUCAGGCAAUGCUUUAGUUACGAACUAUACAUGAAUCUAUGAUAGUUCCAUAUUAUUAUAGUUUACUGGUUUCGUUCGACUGUGAUGAUUGUGUUAUAUCCCUUACAAGCAGCGAAUGUAGAAAUUACAUGAAUGUAUUUUAAUGUUUACAUGUGCUUCUUAGUCAAACGUACUUCAUCUAUAAAUAUCUCGAUUUUUUAAAAAUAAUAGUAAUGAAAGUAAAGUAAUGGCUAGUGCAAGCAAAAUAUAUAAUACUAGAGUUAAAGAAGCAGGUUUUUCUUCAAAUAAUAAUGUAUCUACGUCGGAACAGUCAAAUUUUCUAUCUAUACCGGUUAUAUUUUCUCCUUAUGUAGUUUCUAAUCGUGGAAAAUCCAAUGCUAGAAAAGAACAGCAGCUAAAACGGGGUUUUAGUCUUCGUCAUUCUUCGAGCUAUGAUAUUCCUACCAAAGACACUAUCAUGAAAAAUUUAAAUAUUUCAAUUGAAGAAGAAGAACGUACCGCACAAUAUUUUCAUUUUCUUUUGAAUAAAGAAACGGAUAGAUUAACCGAAUUAUGUGAAAAGUGGAUGAAAAUUGUUGUAGAAGCUGAAAUUACAGAAAAUGCUCAAUGGGAAAUAAAUCAAGUUAUUGAACAAACACAUUUGUUAAUAAAUAAAAAGUUUGAUAGAUUUCGUAAAUUGGUUACUAAUUGCGAAAUAGGGAAAGGAGAGAUGUUAGUUACAUGCAAAGAUUUGCAAGGAUUUUGGGAUAUGAUGUACAUGGAUAUAAAAAAAUGUGAUUUACAAUUUGAAAAAUUGAGGGAUCUUUGUUCACAGGACAGGAAAGAAGACGUGCUUGAUAACAAAUCAGUUACUAAAAAAACAUUAGAUUCCAUUAAAUCUAUCUUAACAAAAAAAAAACAUAAGAUGACACAGAAAAUUAGAAACAGUGGUGCUAAAGGUAAACUUGAAUCUAAUUUAUACCAAACUUUAGGUGAUAAAUAUGAAAAGAAUAUAAGUUCUGGGAUAAAACACAAAAUAAAGGCUAUAUUUAAUAGCUCUAAUGGAAAAAGACUUUCACCUGCAAAGUACGCUGAAAAAUUAAGUUUACUGCAAAAUAUACAGUUAUCUGAAGCAUUGUCGAAACAAGAGCCUUGCUCAAAAACAAUAAAUCUGAGUGAAAUAUGUAAAACACCAGAAGUUCAGUUAGAUGAUACAAUAUCUUACAUUAAUUCUAAUCAAAUACCAAGAAAGAGCAUAUUAAAACGGCCAAAGGAUUCAGCUAAAAUGGGAUGUCUCAUGAAAUUAACAAAUAAAGUUAAUUUUGAUGAUCAUAUAGUUUUAAAUGAAGUGCCAAUUGAUGAAGAAACAGAGGUAAAAUUAAGUUUAGCUGCAGCAUUGUCAAGAAUAGAUAAUUUUGAUCUUGAUAGCUCUAAUAAUGUAACAGCUUUUAGAACAGAAAGAAAACAUUUUUUUGAUGACGUUAGAUCUGAUGAACAUAAAGAUGAUAUCAAAGAAAAUUCAAAAGAUAAUAAAAUAACGUCUCCACCAACACAAAUGGCAAUAGCAUUCCAAGAAUUGAAUAAAAGUCUCGGUACACCACAAGAAAGAAGCACGAGGGAACAAAAUUUUGUAGAUAAAAAUGCGAUACCAAAUCAAACUCUACCAUUCAAUAGAAAUAUUUUCACACCAAUUAAAGAAAAUAAAGAUGUUGAAACUGUAAAUACACUAAAACAGAAAGAUAUUCCUAUAAAUCACAAAAAAGAAAUCAACAAUAGUGAUGAAAAUAUAAGAAUUUUAAGAAAUAGAACUGUUAUUCCAAUGGAUACACCUAUAGCUAAGAGAAGAUCUUUUAGCGAAAUGUUUAUGGAUAUAGAAGAACUAGGACAUAAAGAAAAUGAAUCACCUAUAGAGAAGAAAAGAAAAACAAGUUCUUUUAAAAUUAACAUUGAUAAUAGUGAAAAAUUGAAUAUAGAUGAAACUAAUAACAACAAGGGAAGAUCUAUUAAAAAUGUCAAAUUUUCUGAAAAAAACAUAGCACAGAAAGAAACAGACCAACCCUAUCUAUGAUUUCUCGUGUUCAAAGGUGUAAAAUACAUUCCAACAAAUACAUUCCAAUAGAAGAUUCUAUUUCUUUGGAAAUGCGAAAGAAAACUCCAGAAUGAAUUAGGAGAUCUAAAAGCAAAAUAUCAUAGUUUGUAUGACUGAUGUACAAAUAUAAAGUUCUUAUAAUUUUCAAUCAGUUUAAUGAAACUUUCAAUUGUUACACUUUUUAUCCACGAAAAUCCUCAAGUAUUUAUAUGGAUUGUUUUCAUUGAAACUACAUUUUUAAGCAUUUAACGUCUUCGUUUAUACUUUAUACAAUAUUAAUAUGUAAUGUUAAUGUACUAUAUAUUCUUAUUAGAUUAAAUAGGAUUUCAUUGAACAACAUAUUUAUUUAUAAAAAGGCACCCAGAGGAAGUUAGAAAAUUUGUGCGUGUUGUAUGAUAAUAUUUAUAUUAAUAAAAUUUAUUUUUUGUCAGAA